CUUUCUGGGGAAGUGGGAGGAUCCGAGAAGGAGAAGCAAAGGAGUGAAUUGUUUGGGAACUCAGUCAUCCAAAAAACGGCCUUUCAAUUUGAGAGCUUGGAGAGCCCAACAAAAUAUCUUUGGUGUCGUAGUAAUGACUAAAGAGGUAACGCCUAAGAGUUAAAAUAAAACCGACUCCUUGGAUUUAAGUUCAUAGAAAGAGGAAAUUUGCACGGCAUUAGUGGGAAAAACACUACGGUACAACUUUAGGUUUGGGUGCUGCUUGGAUCAUGUCCUGGUACAUGAUGUCAGGGUGGAGUAUCUGGGAGCAUAGGGUGGGAACGUGGCUGCUCUGUGUGUUCCUGCACUACUUGCAGUGUGUUGCCACUGCCAUUGAUGAUAUUCCAGUUUUUUUUGAGGAGCCCGUCUCUGUGGUACAGAAGUUGGGUGGCAGUGUGACUCUGCGCUGUAGUGCCCACCCUCCCUCUGCUAAGAUAAGCUGGAGGCUGAAUGGGCAAGAUCUUGGCGAGCGUGAAGAGAAGUUGGGUGUGCUGGUACAGCCAGGUAUCUUGCUCAUCCCCAACCUCACCAACCUCGCACUCGGCCGGUACCAGUGCAUAGCCAGCACCAGCGCUGGAGUGUGUGCCAGCCUGCCUGCUACUGUGACAGCAGCCAAACUACGGGAUUUUGAGAUGGAUGAUCAGCAGGAGAUUGAAGUGGAUGAGGGGAAUACAGCAGUGAUCCAGUGCCACCUGCCUGAAAGCCAGCCUAAAGCACAGGUUCGCUACAGUGUCAAACAGGAGUGGCUGGAGACAUCCAAAGGAAACUACCUCAUCAUGCCCUCAGGAAAUCUGCAGAUUAUAAAUGCCACCCAGGAAGAUGAGGGCACCUACAAGUGUGCCGCCUACAACCCUGUCACUCAGGAGGUUAAAACAUCUGCCUCUACUGACCGGCUGCGCAUACGCCGCUCCACCUCUGAGGCAGCACGGAUCGUCUACCCCCCUGAAUCACGCACCAUCAUGGUAACCAAGGGUCAGCGGCUCGUUCUGGAGUGCGUUGCUAGCGGGAUCCCGCCCCCACAGGUCACAUGGGCCAAGGAUGGGCUGGACCUGCGUUACCAUAACAACACUCGUUUCCUGCUCAGCAACCUGCUGAUUGACAUGGCAAGCGAGGGUGACUCAGGAACAUACACCUGCUGCGCAGAUAAUGGUGUGGGGGCACCAAACUCUGCUUAUGUCCUGUAUGAAGUGCAGGUGUUUGAGCCCCCACAGGUGAGCAUGGAACUGCAGCAGCAGUCGGCGUGGUGGGGGGAGAGUGUGCACUUCAGCUGCCAGGUGCAGGGCAAGCCAGCCCCGUCUGUAGUGUGGCUGCACAAUGCGCAGCCCCUGAGCCCACUGCCGCGUUACCGCAUAUCUCCCCGUGUGCUGCGCGUGCUUAGUGUGGGCCCACAGGACCAGGGUCUGUACCAGUGUAUGGCCCACAAUGCUGUGGGCAGUGCCCAGGCCACUGCACACCUAGUCACUCUCCCUACAGCAAAGCUCCCAUCUCCAGACAUAAAGCAGCCCCUCAGCCCUGAUAAGGUUCUGCAGGAGUGGGCCCCAAAGCCUGUGGACACCGGUGCAGAGCUACCCCAGAACUGCUCCGGGAUUUCUGGGGAGAUCUCCCCUGCUGAGGCCCCUGUCAUCCUCAGCCAGCCACGCACAGUAAAGGCAGACUUCUAUGAGCUCACAUGGAAACCCAGACACGAUGGGGGCUCACCAGUACAGGAAUAUGUCAUCAAAUACCGAAAGGCAGCAGACCCCUCAGAAGACUGGAAAGUCAGAAGCAUCUCAGGCUUGCUUCAUACCCUGACCCUCACUAAACUGGAGCCUGCCAGUCUCUAUGAGGUGGAGAUGGCUGCCAAGAACUGCGCAGGACUGGGCCAACCUGCCAUGGUCACCUUCCGAACCGGAAAAGGGCGGAGGAUGCAAGGAGGACCGAAUGAGCCUCCUAAAACUCCACCUGUGGAAUCCCCACGCCUGUCUCCCCCUGAAGCUCCAGACCGCCCCACCAUCUCCAUGGCUACAGAGACCUCUGCAUAUGUGACUUGGAUCCCAAGGGGCAACAGAGGGUUCCCAAUCCAGUCCUUCCGUGUGGAAAUGAGACGCUUGGGGAAGGGGGGUGGAGAAUGGAGCAUUGCUGUUGCAAACAUACCCCCCUCCCGCCUGUCUGUAGAGAUCACUGGCCUGGAGAAAGGAACAUCAUAUAAGUUUCGGGUGCGAGCAGUGAAUGUUUUGGGGGAGAGCCCCCCUAGUGCCCCUUCUAAGGCAUACACUGUGGUGGGUAGUGGCCAUCCAAACCCAGAACGGCCUGUCAAUGGCCCCUACAUCACCUACAACGAAGCUAUCAACGAGACGACUGUAAUCCUGAAGUGGACGUACACACCUGUCAAUAACAACACACCCAUCUACGGUUUCUACAUCUUUUACCGGCCCACUGACAGUGAUAACGACAGUGACUACAAGAAGGACGUGGUGGAGGGUGACCGUUACUGGCAUUCUAUCACUGACCUGCAACCUGAGACGGCGUACGACAUCAAGAUGCAGUGCUUUAACGAGGGUGGGGAAAGCGAGUUUGGGAAUGUGGUCAUCCUGGAGACCAAAGCUAGAAGAAACCCACGUCCUUCGCCCCCUGAGACUGCCUCGCUAGCACCAGUACCCCCGGGUGGCCCAGUGCCACGUCCCAGUGACCUACCCUACCUGAUUGUGGGUGUGGUCCUCGGGGCCAUUGUCUUCGUCAUUGUGGCUUUCAUCCCCUUCUGCCUGUGGCGGGCCUGGGCCAAACAGAAGCAAACAGCGAUCCUGUGCUUCCCAGUUGUGGCAGCUCCUGUUUCGGCCUGCCAGUACACCAUGGUUCCCCUACAGGGUCUGCCUGAGCCUCAUACAGAGCACCCCCCCAACAGCAAACACCAUGCAUACUGCCAGCCCCACAUCCCCCAGGAGGAACGUGAGAUGGAAUGCGAUUCGUCGCCCCCUCAAACGGCUGUGUCAGAUAGAAUCUCGGGGCUCUAUGGCUACAGCAGCACACCUGAGAAUCAGGGUGAGAACUUCUGCCAGCCUGAUGACUCCACACAGCAGCUCCUCCCAGUCUCAGACCAGUCAAAGUGCUGUGGGGACCCAGCAGAUGUUGACCCAUGUAUCCGUAUACCUAUAGCUGGGGAGGGCAGUGUCAUCGCAGAUUCUCUCUGUGGUGGCCUUUUACCUCCAGUGAACGAAGGUCAACAUUCCAAUAUCGUGUCACUUUUGGAAGACCCCUCCCACGAUGCACUGCAGCAAGAAUUACACAGCUUUCAAAUGGAUGCACAGCUGCAGCAGAGAGAGACUGGACACUGAUGGAUAAGACUCACAAAGGACCUGAAAAUAUUUAUUUUUGUAUAACACACAUAUUUAUAUAUUUAUGCUUUUGUAAGUAGACCUAUGUGUGUUCUGUGAUACUGUAUAUUAGGGGUAUCUAUGUUUGUUUUUCAAAUUUGUUAAAUGGAACAAAUAGGCUCCAUUACCAGAACGAGGACAAAGGGAAUAUUUCUAAUGUCUUAAGUCAUGCUAUGUAUUCAGUUGUAUCCAUCAAUCAAGGCUUAGAACAAUAUGUAUAUAUCCUGCUAGGGAUUAUAUCAGGUUAUAGGAAGUGGACUCUGGAUACCAGAGUUCCUGCUGUGUAUUGAAUUCUAUGGAGCAUGUGUGGUGCAUGUGCUUGUUCAACAUGUCUGCAGAGCUCACAGUGGCCAUGGCUACUCCCAAACCUGUCCAAGUUAGACAGAUUCACACGCAACCUUUCACUUUUGCUGGGUAGUGUUACAUCAUGGGUAGCGUUUAAUUAUUGGUGCAUGAGUAAGGCCUUGCUUUUGUAUAGACAUUAAGAGGGGUACAUUAUCUGAUACAUUUGGCUGUCAUUAACAAAUAUUAAAAAUGUAAGUUAAAAGCAUGCUGCCUUAAAGUAGACAGAGAAAAUAUAUUUGUAUAGAUAUUUAUUCUUUUGAGCCUAUCUGAAUUUAUCUAAGUGGAAACUGGAAGCCUGGUAUGACGAAAGAAGAAAAAAAAUAUCCAGUUCUCCUGUACUCAUGCUGACAGUGAAUUGUGAAAGAGAUUAGUCGUUUGUGUAUUUUAUUUCUCCACCCCCCCCCCACUUAGGUGGAAAAAUGAAGGUCAUGGUUAAAGGGCCUAGCACACUUACAAAUGUAACUAAUUUACCACCAACAUAUGUUUCAUGUAAAUAAAGCUUAAGAAAGUU
Messenger RNA from Anguilla anguilla (European eel), 4245 nucleotides. It is a transcript of the gene boc, whose product is annotated as BOC cell adhesion associated, oncogene regulated. Bases 270 to 3350 code for a protein of 1026 amino acids. The record is from RefSeq and is a predicted model, not a curated record. Gene Ontology annotation, molecular function: protein binding. NCBI's taxonomy places the organism in Eukaryota, Metazoa, Chordata, Actinopteri, Anguilliformes, Anguillidae. Gene Ontology annotation, cellular component: plasma membrane; axon. Gene Ontology annotation, biological process: nervous system development; axon guidance; cell-cell adhesion. The transcript has 18 exons.